AUGCACUCAUUACUUCGAUCGGCUACAGCCGUCCUUGGCUGGACGGUAGCUGUCAACGCCUUCGACGUCACAUGGACUGACAAGAAGUCCAUUGAGAAGGCUGCUAGCCAAGCCGCUGGUGGUUUGGUAGCUUGGUACUCUGGAGACCAACCCGGUGAUACACCAGGAAACUUGCCAGACCCUUACUACUGGUGGGAGGCUGGUGCUAUGUUCGGCACUCUAGUUGACUACUGGUGGCUUACCGGCGACGAUAAAUACAACAAGAUCACAAAACAAGCCUUGAUCCAUCAGGCAGGCCCUGAUGGCGAUUACAUGCCCGACAACCAAACGAUGACAGAAGGAAACGACGAUCAAGGCUUCUGGGCCAUGGCCGCAAUGUCAGCAGCAGAGCAUCAAUUCCCAGAUCCUCCAGAGGACACGCCUGGGUGGCUCGCCCAGGUUCAGGGUGUUUUCAACGAGUACGUCAGUCGCUGGGACGAUGAAUACUGCGGUGGUGGUAUGCGCUGGCAAAUCUUCAAGUGGAACACUGGUUUCGAUUACAAAAACGCCAUCUCUAACGGUUGCUUCUUUAAUGUCGCCUCUCGCCUGGCGCUGUAUACAGGCAACCAAACUUACGCCGACUGGGCCGAGAAGGUCUGGAAAUGGCACAUCGAAGCUGGCGUCAUCACCGACAAGUUUGCAGUACAGGACGGUGUUCACAUCGGCUCUAAGCCCUCCGCAAAGUGUAACGAUAUCGAUAAGACGCAGUGGUCCUACAACACUGGUAUUUUCCUUCACGGCGCUGCCACCAUGUACAACCUCACAUCAAGUGAUGACUGGAAGAAGCGCACCGACGGCCUUCUGGACGAUGUUUUCAACAGAUUUGUCAAGAACGAGAUCAUCUACGAGCAGUUUUGCGAACCCCACAAGCAGUGCAGUCAGGAUCAGCAGAGUUUCAAAGGCUACCUCGCCCGAUGGUUGGCCGCCACGACGCAGCUGUACUCCUCUACCAACGACAGGAUCAUGAAGCUCCUCAAGACGAGCGCUCAGGCCGCCGCGAAGGUGUGCACAGGAUCUCCCGCGGAAGGAUACAAGGGCGCCGCAGGAACAGCCUGUGGCUUCUCCUGGACGACUGAUACAUUUGACGGCUCUAUUGGAGUAGGACCCCAGAUGAACGCCCUCUCCAUCCUCAUGUACACGCUCGUCGAAAGCGCCAAGGGACCUGUCACAUCCAAGACUGGAGGAACAUCCAAGGGAAACCCCGGCGGUGGAAACACAGAUUGGAACGACGACGACGUUGCCAAGCCUAAGCUGAAGGAUAUCACAACAGCUGACAAGGCAGGUGCUGGUAUUCUGACGUUACUUUUCUUGGCUGGUGUCAUUGGAGGUGUUUCUUUCUUGGUUGUCGAUUUUUAA
Molecule: messenger RNA, 1395 nt
Organism: Fusarium sp. VM40
Lineage: Eukaryota; Fungi; Ascomycota; Sordariomycetes; Hypocreales; Nectriaceae
Source: the annotation of a GenBank genome assembly